Messenger RNA from Spirometra erinaceieuropaei, 9122 nucleotides. Lineage: Eukaryota; Metazoa; Platyhelminthes; Cestoda; Diphyllobothriidea; Diphyllobothriidae. The record is from the annotation of a GenBank genome assembly.
AUGCUCGGUAUCCGUACCGCACUCAAGCCCGUCUUGGAGUGUUCCGCUGCCGAACUUGUCUACGCUACCACCCUAUGGAUUCCCGGGGAUUUUUUCUGGUACUCCCAAAUCUCAGGUGACCUCGAUACCAGCGAUUAUGUGCAUAGAUUGCGCCAAGUCAUUACUCAUCUUCGAGCCACUCCUCCACGUCCUUCAACAAGUAAGUCGUACGUCGACCCGAACUUACUAACAUGUUCUUUUGUAUGUGUCCGCGUAGAUAGCGUUUCGCCGGCCACUACAACGGCCCUAUGACGGCCCAUUUCGAGUACUAUCGCGCAAGGUCAAGCAUUUUACAAUUGACCGUGGAGGCCGCACCGACGUGGUUUCAAUCGAUCGCUUGAAGGCGGCUUAAACCGAGCCUCUUUCAACUUCUCCAACCGAACAACCUCUACUUGGCACAUUGCCACUUGCUAUUUCCCAGACUCCAUUUACGCCCAGUAACCCCGCGUCCUCCUUUAUCCCACAGAUUACUCCCCUUACGCGCAGCGGUCGUCAUCUCCGUUUUCCCGACCGUUACCAACUUGUACAAUAUGCAUGACACUCCCACAUUUUCCUUCUAUUAAGAAUAAUUUUUUUUGAACGCCGUUCUCCUAGGAGGGGAAGUAUUUAAAUGACAUUUAAGUCCGUUUUGUUUUAAUCAGUUACAAUACGCUUUGACACAACUUUGAUUAAGACAAAGAACACGCCCGUGCACUGUUACCUGCUGUCGACUGUUCUUAUUUACUAGUUUGUAACUGUUGGGAUACUGCUAUUUUCGUUUUCCGGAUAGCUUACUUACUGUGCCCAGCUAAUGAGUUUAUCACUUACACGUUCACAGAAGUCUGUCCAUGAGCAAUAGCAUUUAUUAACUGUUCUCUGUAUUGCGGGUUACGAUUAUGCUUUGCACGUGAAAUUGUUCUAAAUUAUUCGAUCGUGGAACUCCCAAAUGUUGGCUUGAUUUUUAAGCAAAUGUAUAUGUCGUUCGAUAUAACUUCGCGCAUAUAUAUACAUAUUGAAAAUAAGUAAGAUUCUUAGGGAGGGGAAUAAACUUUAAGGAGUAAAAUGUCGAGUCUGGUUCCCCAGCUCGUUGUCAGACUUUUGGGCUAUGUACACAAACAGUUAACUGUUUAACCGUGUGGAACAAGUUAUUUUAUGGUUGGCCGAAGCCUGCGCCAAUGCGCUUCAUCCCCUCGGCAUUGGCGGCACUCGCUUCCAUUUGUCCUUGAGAAAUUUGUAUGAGGCAUCUAAAUCGAUUUGCUGAUUGAUGCUUGCCUCAUCUGAGUGCAUUGCCUCCAGGAAUUCGCGGUCUUUCCUUUUUGGGCAGGCGCCAACAAUGCGGGUGUUCUACCAUGCAAAUUUGUGUCCACUGUGUGCAUAGCCACCUGGGAUAAAUGAUCUCGUCUCCUCACCUCUAACUGAUGCUCAUGUUUGCGUGUAGAGGAAGAUUUCCCAGCUUGGCCACAAUAGGCGGCAUCAUAACUGGAACAUAGUAUUUUGUAGAGAACACCUUUCCUAUCAAGAUAGCCAACCCUGUCCUUAGGGUGUACAAGCUGUGUACGCAAGGUGGUUAUAUGUUGGUGUGCUACUUGUAUCUGAUGCCUUUUUCAGCUGUCUUUCGACGAAAACAUGAGUGCUUAGGGCAGUUGAUCUAAUUUCGCUUCGCACAUUUUUGACGCUGGUUACCCAUGUCGUGGUUAAACGAGUAGAAGACGUAAAAAGCAGUCAAAAUUUUAAGAUGCCUGAAAACUCGAUACUGCCUUAUCAGUGCUGAGAAUGGGUCGAUGCUCUGGCCUGACAUCACGUUUGAUUAAAUAUGAUCUUCUGCAUCUUUUUAUGAUUUUUGGGCAUGUUGUCUAGAUCGAUUCGUCAAAUGAUGCAUAAAUCAUCACAGUGAAUGGCCUCUAGAAAUUCUCUGUCAUACGCAUGUGGGCAGAAACCGACAGUGCACGUACACAUAAUUUGGGAUUAAAUAAUAGUAGGAUUACAACAUCUGAGUUUUGCAUCGUCGCCACAGCUAGAAAACUUUGCUUUAACACUUCAAUUUUUAUCUGGAAGCAAACUUUCGUUCACACAUGAAUACAGUCGACAGCUGAAAAGAGAGCCUAUGAGAUCACAUAUUUCUUGUUUUCUUACUGAGGUCACGAGGCCAAAAUUGAUAACUAUGACCCAACCAUUAUUUAACCCAAAAUUAUAUGCACGCUAUAUAUUUGGCACAUUUGUCAUCGUCAAAAGAAAGCAAACAGGAACGCGUUAGCAACUCAACACUGCCAGAAAUUACCCUUCACGCUCGAAAAAGAUGCUGACUGCAAACUCUCAUUUCCAGAUGUCCUCGUACAGUGAAAAAGUCACAAGACAUUCCACACAUCAGUGUUCCGCUUAUAUAGAAGUUAUUUUACAUUACGAGACCAACCACCUUAUUGCUCGUAUACGGAGUGCUGUUAACUGAGCAGGUUUUGUUCAGUUUCGUUAGGAGAAGGCUAUCGUGUUCGGGAAUCUGGUUUGGGGAACGAUAAACAAGUGCAAUUGCCAGUGGCCGGACGUAUUCAGUGGAGAUAGUUAAGGAUAAGAAUUCCACUUCCACUGUUGAUGUUGGAUUUCGCUCAGGGACCGCGGUCAGGUUGUGCGAAUAUAGACAGCGACUUCUCCUUCUCGGCUUUUUCUCUCUUUUAAACAGUUUGUAGCCUCUUAGAGAUACCUCAUGAUCUCCAAUAUCAUCAAAAAGCCAAGGUUUUGUCAAGGCAGUGAUAUAUGUCGUGUGUUCUACGAACAUAGUUACAAGUCCAUCAAUCUUGUUCAAGAGGCUCUGUACAAUUGAAUACGUCACAUUCAGUGUUUGUUCUCGCGGAGGUCACCAUCCCUGAUAACAAAGGGGGUUAGCCAGAAGAACGAUCGCUUGAUCUGAAGUAUCUUCCCUUUUCAUAGUUUCAACCCCUUCUCCCCUCUUCUGUCCUCCCCUUUAGUACUUUCCAGAGAUCCCUCACCUUAUGCGAUUCUGUCGGUUCGUAAUCCGGCUGAAAAAACACCUCCAUAUGCGGAUGACGAGAACCAUCCUCCCUUCUAGGAGAUUUGAAGCCUGGAAUUCGUUUGCGGGAAUGAUUUUGAGGGACCUUGGUAGUCCACACGACGCAUCUGUGUUACCUAGACGGAAAGAUCUGUGCACGGUAAAACAUUCUUUGUCCUGAACGACGGCAUUUUAAAAUGAUCGAAAGCGGUUGAGAUCGUGUUUGAUUCUUUGUUUUGUAACCGAAGAAAUAGUUCAGCAGCUCCCUUUAUGACGAAAUUUCGUUUUAAGUCGAGGUGCCUGUUUGAUAGAGAUCCCCGGCGUUUAUUUUUACACGCGCGGUCACGUUUUUGCCAAUUUCCGUUUCAUCAUCGUUUGAUUCAGAGCCAGUCUCAUAGGCAUAGCUACAACAGGGUUCCUCACCCACCGAGUAUUCUUGGUCGUGCGAUGCAUCCUUCGACUGUCUGGUAUUUCCUGGCACUGCGUGUGGAAUCUGCUCUCUCAUAUGGACACCCUGGCUUGCAUUUUUUCGGGAUGCCCAGGGGCACUUCUGCGUUCCCUGAGAUCCCUCUGUGUCGUUCUUUUCUUGCACAAGCGGUCGGUUCUCAGUUGUGAUAGCUUCCUUAGACGGGCUGUCUUCUUCCUUGAUGGUUGAUAUAGUUAAUGAGAAUGUGCUUGUAUAGAUCCCCUUUGUUUUCUUAGGGUCUGACAUUGGCCACUUUUUUCUAUGCGUGUGAAUGGCGAGGAAGUUUCGUCAACUAAUCCAUCUCUAUUUUUAUGUCUCUUAUCUCAUUCUCCAUCUCCAAGAAUUUGUGGAGAAGUCUAAAACACGACGUAUGGUUUUUAUCUUCGUUGUUGUAGUUGACAUCCAUUUAAGUUACUAAACUCCUGGCUAUUUUGGCAGAAGUAGAUUUGAUAGCGGAAAAAUUUACGCUACAUUCAUUUACGCAAUGUGCAUUGUUUAAAACAUCAUUAUUUUUAGUCCGUCUGCUGCAAGUCAUUGGUCCAUUGGUAACGACGUCGGUCUCGUCACCUCCCUGACUGGGCUCGAUUACUGCCUGGGGCGCACCUUUUGAGAAACAUCCCGAAGACACUUCCUCGAUUACCAUUUUCAAGUAAAUACACUGGGGAAGUUUUUAAGUUUGUAGGAGAAGCUAUUUAACCAGACCAACGAUAUGAAACCGGCAGCGAAAUUUAUGAAGCCGUUCUUGGGAUGGGUAGUCCCGCGGUUCCGUUGUCAGAGACGUGGGCCGAAAGAGAAUGGUUGUCCCAGAGAAAGUCCCGUCGAAGUUCCGUGUGGAUAGUUAAUUUGCUGGUUACGGCCUAAUUUUUUAAUUCAAACGGAAUUACACAGCGUCCAGUAGACAGAAAUCCCGAAAAAUGCGAAGGCCUCUGAGCUCCUUCUAAAUGUGACCUUUAUUGUCCUAUGUGUUGCUUUAUGUGCACGACCCACGAAAAAGUCUGGCACAUUUGGCACUGGGCGUGUGGAACGCGUAUAUAAUUUGUCACUCGUUGCUAGCACUAUUACCACUAAUCGCCUUAAAUUAGCUUGAGCAUGGAAGAGCGCCGCGUGUGCAACAAGGCAGUGAGAUAAAUAGCUGAAUAUUACAUGAUGUCUAUAUACAUGAUGGCCUUACAUGAUGCAUUAUACAUUAUCGCACUGCCUUCUGCGAACCGUGAAUCGAGUAAAACAUAUUUCCUUCAGAGAAUUAAACUGGUAAAUAGCGAUAAUUGGUAUAUCACCGCAAAAGCACAAUUAUUCGUCCAUCUGUCAUAGCGCUGCCGAUGGGUAUCUCAUCUGAAUAUGAUUAAAUAAUUUUAGUUGCAGGAAACGAUCAAUUAAAAGUUGAUGGAAUGUGGAAUAUACAUACAUGGUUAUUCAACUUUAAAAAAACAAUUUAUUUUGUUCACCCGUAAACAGUUUAGCAUUAGCAACUGACUGGGACGUACGCAGGGUACCAACGAAAAUUUCUAAAAUAAUGUCGCGGCAAAGUCACGGUCGUGUGCUUUUCGCCGACUUAGACUGUUCUGGAAUUUUUACUUCUACAUAUUGUUUUGCAAUUUGUGAUUUAUUAUUUAUUUAUUUCGUCCUCAUUUCUACUUACCAGGAGCGUUGAAUUGAGACUGCAUAAAUUCCAAUUUCUCCGCCUAAUGUUCGGUUUUAUUUUCUUCUAAGAAGACUUUUAAAAAAUUGAGCCUUUUGAGACAAUGAGACCUCUGUAAAUGUCCGGCUUAAUUUCUUUAUUGAUGUCAUUUGCAAUAUAUACCAUGUGAAUGACCCUAAGUUUUAUAAACGAACGGAGACCUCAUCGCAAGGAAGAGAAGGGCUACAUGAAUUGCCAUAAGCGGAAAUUAAACGCAUGCAUCAACAAAAACAAAAGAACCAAUCAAAAAGUAAAGAAGGCUAUAAAAUUCAAAGAAUUAUUGAACUCUUCUAAGACGCAAUAAGCCCUGUCGCCGGAUAAACAGUUUUUAAUAAAAAUGUUUUUAACAAACGCGAUGCCGGUUGCGUUAACACAGCAGGGCGCACUCAUCCAACCAAAUUUGCACCCCCAUUUGUACUCACAAGUGUUUUAUGAAGACAUAGGAAUUGGCUCUACGGGAUCUUUAAUGUGUUCAGCAUAUGUAGCCGCCGGGCGACUGUGGAAUUAGGCUAGAAAUUAAUCCCAUAUUCAUUGGCCUUUUGAGCGGACAGACGGGAGGAGUAUUCAGGACAUCAUAGAUUGGACGUUUUUCACUUUUAAUCUCGAGCGUGUGAGCUGAUCAAGGGAACUACAAGUGGUUUCUAAGCCCCUGGUAGAUUUGAGGAAUUGCUUAUGUGUAAGCUGGAAUAGCUGGGCGUCCUGCAUUGUAAACAUCAAUUCAUACUCCCUUGCUCUGACCGUAUGGGGUACUGGAGAAUGGUACCAAACCGUGCUUGACAAUAACAUGUAAUGAUCACAGAAAAACGUGCUUACGUACACACAGGAUGCAAAAUUGGGGCCUCACUACAAAAUAUCCUAAGCGGAAAUGGUAAAACUAUUUUGUCUCUCAGUCCGAAACAACGUGUCGGGAUUUCAACACAAGAAACAGUCAUUUGAUACAUUUACAUAUAUUAUUGUCGACCUGAUGACAACCAGCAAACCAACAACUCACAUUUCAGCUUGCGGUCUAUUUUCCGAAAAAUGGUUUUUGGAAUGCCCCCACUAUUCCAAUUCUAGGCAGAAAUCAAUGAACAAAAAACGAGCUGAACAAACUAGUUUUUUUGGAAUUCAGUGUGUGGCCGACCUCAUGAUAUUGGCCAACAUUCUGAAAUGCAGUUUUGGUUAGGAAGGAUUUGUUGAUUUCACAUAAUGACAUUUAUUAUUCUGCGACAUAAUCACAUGAUAGUUCGGACAUACCGGUAUGUCUGCUGGGUAUAGUAUAUUUAGUGACCUAACUCAUGAAAUGUGUCGAAACUUACGAAUGAUUCCCAACCACUCAUAAACCGACACCAUUUCGUAAGUCCGAUUUCUAUUUAAAUAAGAACAAGUUUAAAAAAAAACGCAAAAAAUAUUAAAGACAGCGUUGCGUUUUUUAGAAAUUCCGACUUAUUUAGAAAAGCGCAUUGUCCUGAAAACCUCCAAAUCAGUUCUAAUUUAGUAAACUUCGUUUUAAAUGUACAACAUGUAUUUUCAUAUCGAAAACGUAGCAACUAUGAAAGUAGACAUAAAAUAACGUCUAAUGAUUAGACGUUCAUUUUAUAUCUAAAUAUUGUUUAGUAGGUAAUGCGAUUUCAAAUAAGACGGUCUAUUAACUGCCUACAUUCUAAGCGUAGAUUCCAAAGCAGUUUUCCAGUGUUUCGUGUUCAACAAGAGAAGCUGCAGUUUGCUUGUUUUCACGGAUGUGGACGUCGUAGGAUCAAACCUGUUCGUAAGGUGACAUGCCAUGAGGCCGGUCGGUACCUAAUAGAUUUAAAUAAAACUGACAGGCGGGAUCGUGAGCUUACUAUAUUGCGUUUAUGGGCAUGCGUUUUCUUCCGUUAAAUUAAUUUACACUUGUCGAUCGUUUUUGAUUACGCUGGCCUCGAAAGUUUGCUGAAUGCUUCAUGAUUUUCUGUGUAUUCACUCGAUCUUACAUAAAGACAGGUUCUGAAUUACCUGUCUGUUAAGCAAUUUAAAAUAGGAUUAUUAUUGAUGGCAUUUAUCGGGUUGUGAGUGUUGGGGCGCUCUUUUUCAGGAAAAUGGUCGUUUGGGUCACAUGUAAAGAUUCAUUCAAACAUCAAACUUCAAUUUUGAGAAAAAUAACUGUCUGCAUCUAAAGUCAGCAACGAAUAUUCCUUCGAUCAAUAAGAAAACUUUCCUUAAUAAGUUACAUGUUUAAGAUGUGCUUUACUACUGCACUCCGUUGACGGAUGGCUGUGCACUUUGCAUUUUUGCACGGUAAGGCCAAGUAAAAAUAUGACAAUUUUUGGCCGUUUCUUUCGCGUUCCUGAGAAAUACUAAUAUGCUUUCUACUGUGAAAGGAAGAGCAUGCCCUUCUUUAUAUACUGAGGCCAUUUCCACUUUUUGUGCUCGCUUUCAGCCCCCGUUCUUCGAUUAUGAAUGCAUGGCAGAGCGCCCAUAUAAAUACUGAUAUUUUGCUAAACUGUUGAUAAACUGCUGGGAAUGACAAUUCCUUGCUGUUUAUUUAUGUGACAUCCGGAAGAAUUUUCCAAACGGCAAAAUAAUUUCAGCCCACUUGAACGAAGGAAUUCCUAUCUGCGCUAUUACUGCACUUUACGGCACUAACCGAAUCUGCUAAUUUGACAUUUACGAAUUGAUAAAACCUCUGGUUUUCUUAAAUAACCUCUGUAUUAGCACGUUGGCCACCGUGGUUAACAUCGGACAUAAAAUAAAUUUUUUAAGUUCGGCUAAAUCUGGUUACUAAAACUCUCGACGGGUACAUUAUUAUCCAUUCAAUUAAAUAGUCGCUCAUAUGCAUAACCGGAGUCUAGGUCAUGUAUUAGCAUAUGAAAAUGCACAAAAAUAUUCUAAUGUCAAAUUUCGAUAAAAUUUACUGAUUGUGUACGUGAUAUAAUAACUUAAAUCAAAUUUCUGCACAAGCAGAGGACGUGUCAUUAAAGAAUGUCGAUAAGCGAACAAAGUGCUUAAAUUUAAAGGCGUCCAGAACUGCUCUCAUCAUUUUCCGUUAUCAGAUUUUAAUGAGACAGGCCACGUAAUCUAGGUUCAAAAAUAAGAUGCGUCUAUUUGCAGUGCUUUCGUACAAGAUUACGGCAUUUUCUCUGGUCCUCCAAUGUAACAUGUAAGGGGUGACCAACACGCCUGCGCCACUUUGGGUAAUAAAGUCUUACAAUGCAAUGUGAUGGCACUGGUUAGACACAGAAAGGCUGCUCGUUUUGCAUAUGCACAAUCUUACUUUCUCUGUCGUUGCUAAUCGCUGUUAGGAAUAUAUCUUUUAUCUGUUUGUGACGUAGCGAAGUUUUAAGCACCUACUUAGUAAGCGAAAGUUGGUUAUACUCGUUUAUAUGUCGUUCAGCAUUCAUAUAUCAUCGAAAAAUGUUAUCGUUGUCGCGUCAACAAUGAAUUCGACGGUAUGCACUUAACCCUGCUUGUUGUGCGUCUUUUACUGUUUUAUCGAAUCCGAAUUAACAAAGCUGUUUUCUACCCCAGACGCCGCCACAUUUAGCAACGACUGCGUGAUAUGCAGAACGCCUGCAGUGCUCGCAAACCUGAGGAGAUCCAGGCUACGCGGAAAGCAACGGGUGGAAAACCUUCUUUUCCGCGAUUAUGCUGUCUACGGUCCGCCAACAAAUGGCACUGCUCCUCUCCUCAGCGCCGACGGCAGUACCCUCCUGACUGAGAAGGCACCAAUUCUACAGAGAUGGACCGAGCAUUUCGGAGGCGUAGUUAACCGCCCCUCCGCCAUCUCCGACGCCACCAUCGCCCGUUUGUCGCAAUUUGAGGCCAACGUGGACCUCGACCUCCCGCCAUCUCUCCAGGAAACCAUCAGGACCAUGCAGCAGCUCUCCAGCGGGAAAGCUCCCGGAUCGGACGCGAUCCCUGCUGAGGUCUACACGCACGGAAGUCCCCAACUAAUGGAUCACAUAACUGUGCUCUUGCAGGAGAUGUGGCGUCAAGGUUAA